This is a messenger RNA of Xenopus laevis (African clawed frog), 2325 nucleotides long. It is a transcript of the gene gadl1.L, whose product is annotated as glutamate decarboxylase like 1 L homeolog. The record is from RefSeq and is a predicted model, not a curated record. The coding region runs from base 230 to 1798 and encodes 522 amino acids. Lineage: Eukaryota; Metazoa; Chordata; Amphibia; Anura; Pipidae. The transcript is spliced from 15 exons.
CAUCUGUAUUAAUACAUGCCCUGCUUUGCUAUUGGCGAGCAGCACUAAGGUAGAAAGCUGAAGCUGCAGACUAGGGGUGGAGGCAGUGUCCUGAUAGCAGAUACCUGUACAUGCCUUACUUUGCUCACUGAACACCUGCACUAAUUUCAUAGGAGUCCAGGUAUUGCUGUGGGGAUCUGUUAAGACUAAAGAAGCAAGCAGCCUUCACCUUCAGCGACCAGAAACAUCAAUGAGCAUCCAGAGCACACACUCUGCCGGACAGAUGGAGGAUGAUUCAAACAUACGGGAAAUAAGGAGUAUGAAAAGGAAUGCGGUGCUUGUUGAUGGUGUUGUAUUGAACGGACCAAUAAUUGAUAGCAGUUCCGGAGAAAAAUUUGUAGAAGAUGUAUAUAGGAUUCUAAUGAAUGAACUUGUGUACAAGGCAUCUGAUGUUAAUCAGAAGGUGUGUGAAUGGCAAGAGCCAGAUCAACUGAAGAAACUGCUGGAUCUAAAUAUAAAAGAUAAUGGAGAGCCCCAUGAGAAACUUCUUCAGCUUUGCCAGAAUGUCAUAAAAUACAGUGUAAAAACAAGUCACCCAAGGUUCUUCAAUCAAUUGUAUGCUGGCAUGGAUCAUUACUCUUUAGCUGCUCGUUUUAUAACGGAGGCUCUAAACCCAAGUGUAUAUACUUAUGAAGUAUCUCCUGUAUUUAUACUAACCGAGGAAGCUAUUCUGAUGAAAAUGAUUGAAUUUAUAGGCUGGAAAGAAGGUGAUGGCAUAUUUAGUCCAGGUGGUUCCGUUUCCAAUAUGUAUGCUGUAAAUCUAGCCAGGUAUAAGUGUUGCCCAGACAUAAAACAAAAAGGCCUUUCAAGUGCUCCACGGCUUGUCAUGUUUACAUCAGAAGAGUGUCAUUACUCCAUGAAGAAGGCAGCUGCUUUCCUUGGCAUUGGCACGGAAAAUGUAUAUUUUGUGAAGACUGAUGAUCGAGGUAAGAUGAUACCAGAGGAAUUGGAGAACCAAAUACAACGAGCAAAGAAAGAGGGAGCUGUUCCAUUCCUUGUUAGUGCCACAUCUGGUACCACUGUAUUGGGAGCGUUUGAUCCUCUGGAUAAUAUUGCGAACAUCUGUGAAAAACAUAAACUUUGGUUUCAUGUGGAUGCAUCUUGGGGCGGAUCUGCUUUAAUGUCUCGGAAGUACAGAAAAUGUUUGCAUGGUAUCCACAGGGCCGAUUCAGUGGCAUGGAAUCCACACAAAAUGCUCAUGGCUGGUAUCCAAUGUUGUGCCCUGCUUGUGAAAGACAACUCUGGCCUGCUGAAGCGCUGUCAUUCUGCAGAAGCCACCUAUCUCUUCCAGCAAGAUAAAUUUUAUGAUGUGCAAUAUGAUACAGGGGACAAAUCUGUUCAGUGCAGUCGGCGUGCAGAUGCUUUCAAGUUCUGGAUGAUGUGGAAAGCAUUGGGGACCACAGGACUGGAGGAGAGGAUAAACCGUGCUCUUGCACUGACAAGAUAUCUAGCAAGCGAAAUUAAGAAACGAGAUGGGUUUGAACUUCUCUGGGAGCCAGAAUAUGCAAAUACCUGUUUUUGGUACAUUCCACCAUCCUUCAGGAACAUGGAAAAGGGACCAGAGUACUGGAAGAACUUUAGCAAAGUGGCUCCUACAAUCAAGGAACGAAUGAUGAAGAAGGGGAGCAUGAUGGUGGGUUAUCAACCUCACCGAGAUAAGGUCAACUUCUUCCGCCACAUCGUUAUCAGCCCCCAAGUGAGCCGGGAAGACAUGGACUUCGUACUGGAUGAGAUUGAACGUCUUGGCAGAGACUUGUAGCUUUGGUAGAGCGGCACGCUGUGCUGCUUGUGCUUGAACUUUGCUACAGCUGAAUCACAAAUCUAAUUAGCCCUAAAUUAUUAAGUUAAAACAAGUUGAUUUUUCAAGGUUUUUUCUCUCACUUAAUAAACUCAAUGACAGUGGAUGGCAGUGGAUAUGUAAGAUCUUGGCAAUUAAAGGGGUUGUCAGGCCAAAGAUUCAGCUCUCCAUCAGUCAAGACACCAAUGUAUACAAUACCAUGCACACUCCUGUUAUUCUCCUUCUUCACAGGUUUAUUAAGAACAGAACAUGCAAGGCAUUGUGGGAAUUGGAGUCUUGGCUCCAGGAGAGCUGACCAUAAACCCAUGUUUCAAUGGUCAGUAAAAGUCAGCGGAGAGAAUAGUAAGAGACAGAUUCUGUUUUCUAGUGCACUUGGAAAGUUGUUUAGAAUUUCUUUAAUUUAUUAUACAAAAGACCUGUUCUUUGGGCAGACAGCCUCUUUAAAGCCAUACCAUAGAAGAUUUUUGGCUUCUUUUUUUUUUUUUUUU